This is a messenger RNA of Nematostella vectensis (starlet sea anemone), 2961 nucleotides long. Its product is annotated as golgin subfamily A member 6-like protein 22. The record is from RefSeq and is a predicted model, not a curated record. The transcript is spliced from 14 exons. NCBI's taxonomy places the organism in Eukaryota, Metazoa, Cnidaria, Anthozoa, Actiniaria, Edwardsiidae. The coding region runs from base 176 to 2344 and encodes 722 amino acids.
GUUAAAGGUGUCCUUACCGGAGCAUGCUGCGGAAAAGGGAAAAUACAUUAUAUAAAUCCCUGUAGAGCCUUACUGCGGUUAUAUUGAGAGAGAAGGCGAGGAGUCAUUUCUAUCUGCACAGACAAAACUUUUUCUGAAGAGUAAAACGAAACAGGACAAUGAAAUUAAGACUUUGAUGGAAAGAUUAGCAUCCAAGGAGCUUGAACUAAUAGAGUUAAGAGAGAAGUUGACGAAGUCUGAGGAAGAAAAAAUGGCCAUUUUGGGUAAAGCUCAACAAGAGGGUGAUAUCAAAAGUCUGAUGGAGAAAAUAGCGUCAAAGGAAGCAGAACUCAGAGAACUAGGAGAAAAAUUAACGAAAUCUGAGCAAGAAAAGUCAGACGAGCUUGGCAAGGUAUGGGAGACAAUGACUGAGCUACAAUCAGUAAUUGAGGAUCGCGAAAAAUCUAUCGACAAGCUCGAAAAAGAGUUGAAAGACCAAGAGGCGAAACACAACAGACAGAAGAACACUCUCGAGCAGACGGUCGCUAAGAUGAAGGAAGUGAUGGAGAGGAAGGGAGGAGACGCGAACAAAGUCAACGCUAGGGUCGCUGAGCUCGGGAAAGAGCUAAAGGAAAAGACGAAAAGCGCCGAGAAGCUCGUCAAAGCGUCGGAGAAACGUGAAAAGGAAGUCGAUGCGCUGAAACGCGCGCUUCAAGACCAGGACCAGGUAAUGGAGGAACAACAAGAUGCACUGACCGAGCGACAGCUGGGGAUAGAGUCCCUCACAGAGGAGUUGCGUACACUUAGGGACCAGAACACAUCCACAAAUUCUCUCUCCGCCGAGAUUCGCCGACUAGAAGGCACGCUAUCCGUUUACAUCGAGGAAAAGGUCCAGCUACAGCGGGAGCUCGAUGCGCUAAGGAAGACAGAGGCGGGAAUCGAGGUGUCAAAGGUGGAGAUCAGUCGAGAUUACGAGAUCGAGAAAAGUGAGAUCUUGGUAAAGCUGGAGCAGAAGGAAGGAGUGAUCGCCAAGAUGAAGACCCAGCAGAAGAGCUCCGACUCGGCCGCCGCCAAGGAAAAACGGCUGCUUAAACAGCAGUUAAAGGAGAAAGAAUUCGAGAUCAACAAACUCAACGAGAACUUGGAAAAGGCGGAGCGCAAACAGAAAGAGUACGAGGAUCUGAUCCAGCUGAAAGACGUUGAUGUUCGCAAAGCUGCGGAGGAAAAGGAAGGCAUGCUCAAAGCCAUGCGCGAGGCGUUCGAAGUGGCCUCCACCAAGAAGACCGAGUACGAGAACAAACUAGAGUCAGUGCGGAGAGAGAUGCAGGUGGAGCACGAACGCGAACUCGCGCGCGUACGCGAGAGUCACGCGCGUGGAAACGCGAUACACGAGAAGGAUAAGGAAAGGAAAUUGGACAUAAAGGAAGAGUCAGUGCGGAGAGAAAUGCAGGCAGAGCACGAAUCCGAACUCGCGCGCGUACGCGAGAGCCACUCGCGUGAAAACGCGACACACGUGAAGAAUGAGGAAAGGAAAUUGGACACAGAGGAAGGGCAAGUGACAGUACCUCAGUCGCCAGGCGAAGACAAGAAGCUGGUCGUUCAGGUUGAGAAACUACCGUCGGAUGUGAAGACUAAAGUUCAGCCACUCAAGAAGACUGGAGAGAUGAAGACUGAAGGAAUUGAAGAGCCGGCAAGUACCGGGCCCAUGAGACGCCUCGCCCAGCGCAGACCUGCCAAGAACCGCACUUCAGACGAGUCCACCACUUCCGAGGAUAGCUCUACUCAGGAUCGCAUUGAGAUAGACGUUACUCCCAUCAUGGGACGUAGACGAACUCGCGCCGCCACAAAGGGCUCAAGAAAACGCCGAAGUAGCAGCGAGCUCUCCCUUGCCGAGAUCAAAGCGCAGUUGUCUGCCGCCAAGUGCCGUAGGAUGGACACAGAUGACGAGACUCCUGGGUCUGUCUCCCGCUCUGUUCGAACCCGCUCCACCGCGGGUAGGACGAGCUCUGUGGUCAAAUCACGACCGAGUACAGCACGAAAAACAUCCACGCUCGUCACGCCUGGCAAGCCUCCCCUCCCUCUAACUCCCAAGAAUGAGAGCAGCACUUUAAGUCUUGCGGAGCACCAGUCCGCGAAGAAGAAGAAGAAAGGUUUCUUCGGCAAGCUUUUCGACUCCGCCUGUGACGAAAACUCCCCUCCCCGAGUUCCGCCAUCAGGGAAGAAGAAGAGAAAGCUUCUAAAGAAAGACAUAUCCGGUCCCAUGGACACAUUCUCCCCGACGCCCGUCAGAGGCUCAGUCAGCGAGGCGAGCAAAGAUGACCCUGCUAGACGAUUAAUCACUCGACAAUUGCGCUCAAGAAAAUAAUAAGAGAAAUCAGCAUAUAAGUGAGGUGUCCUUUUAUAAUUUACAAAAAAAGUCUGGAUUUUUUUAAUCGGAACUUUUCCAAACAAUCGUAAUAGCUAAUAAUAUAGUUGCAACUAUAACGCUAUUUGAAACCCACUACCAUCAAUUCACAGAAAAUGUCUGGAUCUUUUUGAUUGGGGCUUUUCCAAACAAUUUGAUAGCUGUUAAUAUAGUUACAACUAUAACGGGUAUUUGAAACCCACUAUCGUCAAUUAUUAUUUACUGCCAUAGAACUUGGACAUAUUCAAAUUUGGUCUGACUGUUUAAGAUAGUGUUCUUGGGAAUACAUCUUCACCAGCGGAAAAUAAUAGAAAUCGCUAUUUUUAAAAAGAGGAAGGGGGGAGUUAGUUAGCAAACUAGAUUAUAUGUUGUUGUUGUUUGCAUAUUUGUAAGACAUUUGAAAUAUGUUUUCGUGAACCCAAAAGAAUGAGUUGUGUCAUUGGGGAACAAAAACAAGUUGCUAAUACGUUGCUUGUCACCGUGCUGAACUUUAUAGAAAAGAAACACAGUUUAGAUGAAUCAGGAAUGUAUUGUAAAUACAAAGUUGAAAAUUGGAAAAAUAAAUGUAGAGAAAUAUA